Trichophyton verrucosum HKI 0517 is the source of this 165-nucleotide messenger RNA. RefSeq lists its product as uncharacterized. The record is from RefSeq and is a predicted model, not a curated record. The annotation marks the transcript as partial. Lineage: Eukaryota; Fungi; Ascomycota; Eurotiomycetes; Onygenales; Arthrodermataceae. The transcript has a single exon.
AGCCCAGCAGAAGAAGAAAGGCUCUCUCAUCUCGUCCUGCUUAAAUUACUUUCUUACCCUGCCCUCUCUACAUCCCAUCAUCUUCUGCCUCCUCCAUCCCCUGGAAGGAAAAAAGAAAGAAAGACGACGGAAAAGCAGAAAAAUAGCGAGAAGGAAAAGGAAUAA